Molecule: messenger RNA, 555 nt
Organism: Rubroshorea leprosula
Lineage: Eukaryota; Viridiplantae; Streptophyta; Magnoliopsida; Malvales; Dipterocarpaceae
Source: the annotation of a GenBank genome assembly
CAUAUUUGCUCAGAUCUAGAGUAAUCAAAAUGUCUGAGGAGAAUGCUGCUACUAAUCUAGAGAAAUCAGCCGUGGAUGAGAGGAUUGAUAAGUUGGAAGCUACAAUGCAAACUAUGGCUGAUACUCUUCAAACUAAUCAGUCUCACUUUGCACUAGCCUCAUACCCACCGUUUGAGAUGAACAACCCUACCUUGCCCACAACCACACCUCUCACCCUUAACAUACCACCUUUGAUGGGACAAGUUCCAGCUAUUCAACCCAACCCCUUGGUUGUGAUGUUAAGGCCUGCUUUUGAGGAUGGGAAGUCAAGAGAGGUUGAUCACAAGCUGCAACAGUUAGAAGAGGCUUUGAAGGCUAUGCAAGGGCCGCAAGCUUAUGGUUCCAUUGAUUUGGAUGAUCUUUGCUAUUAUUCGGGAAUUUAGACAAAUUUCAAGUUCCAGUAGCCAGAUUUUGACCAGUAUGAUGGCUCAGGUUGUCCUUAUGCCCACUUGUAGAUUUAUGCUAGAAAGAUGGCACCUUAUGCCAAUGAUGAGAGGGUGCUCAUUCAUUAUUUUC